AACUUUUGUAAUUUAUUAUCUGUUUUUUAUGCAACGUUUUUGAUCUGCCCACGAAUGGUCAACUCAAUGCAAGGUUUUUGUUAUAUUUAAAAAAUAUGUUUUAAAUGACAGUCGUACUUGCCUUCGCCGCCAGAUUUUAUCUUUGAUGCGCAUCCGUCGCGAUGACAUGUCACCGGCCGGGACUGAACAUAAAAAAAAAUCCCCACAAAUAAAGCUUUAUUAGUUAGUGAUCACAUGUUUGCUGGUCCAGUUUCCUCCAAGCACUCUGCAGCGGCGGACCACAUGACACAGCGCUCCGUGGUGUUAGAGUGGACGAAAAUCAGGUGUGAUUUCUUGUAAAUAACUUGUUUGUAUAUACUGUAAAUGAUGACGUCCAUGGGCGGAAACCGGGCCCGGGGCAAUUGGGAACAGACGCAGCAAGGCCAGACGCAGGGUCCGACACAGCACAAGCAAAGGCCUCAGGCUACCGCGGAGCAGAUUCGACUUGCGCAGAUGAUUUCUGACCACAAUGAUGCAGACUUUGAGGAGAAGGUCAAACAGCUCAUUGACAUCACGGGCAAGGACCAGGAUGAGUCGAUGAUCGCGCUGCACGACUGCAACGGGGAUGUCAAUCGAGCCAUCAACGUGCUACUGGAGGGGAGCCCAGACACCGACUCGUGGGAGAUGGUGGGGAAGAAAAAAGGCGUUUCAGGCCAGAAGGAGGCCAGCCAGCUGGAGAUCGGCGAGGAUGGGAAAGAGAACCGGGAGAAAACAGAGAAGGAUGUCGUACGUCGGCGAGGGGGAGCUCCUCGCAGGGGGCGUGGGGCAAUCAGAGGGCGAGAGUUCCGAGGUCAAGAGAACGGCUUGGACGGAAACAAGAUGGCAGUUGUAGGCCGGGGUGCGGAGCGAGGCCGGAGGGGCCGCGGACGAGGAAGAGGGACACUUGGAGCGACAGGGCGGCGAGGAGGCAGAUUCUCAGCGCAAGGCAUGGGAACCUUCAAUCCUGCUGACUAUGCCGAGCCAAGCCAGACGGAUGAAAACUACUGUGGAGGCAGCACCUGGAACAACACAGGAGGCGUGGAGGCAGAAGAAGGAGCUUGUUUGGAAUACACUCCGGGGGACGCAACCACUUACCCACCUAAGUUUGAGUCUGCACCCGGUGCCUGGAGGACACCCACAGAGGAAUGGGGCACCGAGGACUGGAAUGAGGAUUUGUCAGAGACCAAGAUAUUCACAGCUUCCACCGUGGCAACCAUUCCACCACCGCAAGAGAAUGUCACCAUCACCAAAGGACAGAGGAUUGACCUCGCGGUGCUCUUGGGGAAGACUCCCCCGUCGUCCUCAUCUGAAACGGAAACCCAACCCAUGGAGUCCCCCCAGCCCUCAACCUUGCCCCAGUCACUGGUUUUCAGCAACUCUAAGCAAGGACCCCCUAUCUCCCAAACCACCUCCGGCGCACCUUACACCCAGCACGGCAUGGCCAGCAUGCUGAACAAGAGUUUUGGGGAGGGAGCUGACCAGAAACCCAGUACAACCAGCGGUACCACGGGCUCCCAGUUCCUGGAGCAGUAUAAAACAGCCCAGGCGCUGGCUCAGUUGGCCGCCCAGCAUUCCCAAACUGCGCCCCCUAACGCCAACCCCCCGUCCUGGGACAAUGGUGCCAACUCGCGGGCACAAUAUGAUAUGAAGACUCAACCGGAGUCGGCCAUCCACACGCCUUUCACGAAGCGCCCACCAUUCCAGGCCGCCGCCGCCGCCACCGCCACCGCCACCACCACCACCACGUCGUCAAUGUUGGAAGUUUUCCUGCCAGCUGCCGCCUCCUCCGCUUCCUCCUUGCCGCCGCAGACGACGUCCUCGUCACAUGCCGCGCUGCCGCCCGCCUCCCCGCAUCCGAAAAUGGCACCGGUCACGUCGCUGGCUCAGCAGGUUUCUCCGACUUCCUCGGGCGCGCAGGCCUCCAGUCCGCUGCCUCUACAGCAACACAAACUCAGACCGCAGAAGAAGAGGACCUCCAUUGCAACAAAGAUUCCGGCGAUGGCGGUGGAAAUGCCGGGCUCGACGGACAUCUCCGGACUCAACCUCCAGUUUGGAGCGCUGCAGUUCGGCUCGGAGCACGGGCUGCCAGAGUACGAGUCGGUAUCCUCCAACGCGGCGCCCGUCAACCCGAUGCAGAAUAGCAUCUACGCCGCCCCCAACAGCGAGUCAACUCCAGCUCUUUCCAACUCCAGUCAGAUGGACAUGUAUGAGCAGCGGGGGCCUCAAACGCGACGUUACCCUCCCUCCGUUUCCUCCUCCCCGCAGAAGGACAUGCAGCCCAAGAACGGCUUCAAUUCACUACAAGCAGUGCAGUCUGUGGAAGCUGCAGCAGGUUCUGCAGUCGCCAUUAAGCCCACGCCGGACUCUGUGACAGCACCUACCCCGGUAGCCGGCAUGGGCGCUUUGUCGGACGGCGGCUCCGGUCCGGGCUCCCUGCUGACGACGUCCAACCAGGCGUCGCUCGCGGCCCUCGGGCAGGGCGAAGAGCUGCCACCGAGCACUGUCCCACCUCCUCAGCACAACAGUGCGCUCUCGUCGCAGCAGAACAAUCUUGCUCCAUCGUCGGGUCGAAUAUCCAACUCAAAUUUACUGCACUCAAACGCAGAUGGCGACUCCAGCCUCCAUUCCUCCUCAUUCCCCUCCGUCUCAGCGGUGUCCUCGUCCUCGGUCCCUUCGGCUUCUUCAGCUGCCGCCGCCGCGCAGGUGUCGCUGGGGGCCCCGGUCUCCGCGCCAUCUGGUCUUGGCCCAGUAAGCAACAUGUCCAUGGGGCUCAACACGGUGUCCAUGGGCGCGCAGGGUGUGGCCUUGCCCCCCGCCGCCGUCUCGAAUUCUGCGGCGGCGGCGGCAGCAGCGGCGGCGGCAGCAGCAGCAGCAGCAGCCGCCUCUGCCGCUCCCUCAGCGAAUUCCUUGUCGUCGCGCAACUCUGCAGUACCCUCAGGAAAAGCACCUCCAAAUUUGCCCCCUGGAGUGUCGCCUCUGCUUCCCAAUCCCUACAUCAUGACCCCGGGACUACUGCAUCCCUACCCAACUCAGGUGUACGGCUACGACGACCUGCAGAUGCUGCAGACAAGAAUACCGUUGGAUUAUUACAGCAUUCCGUUUGCAACCCCGACAACGGCAUUAACUGGCAGAGAGGCCAGCUUGACCAACAACCCGUACUCCGGCGACUUAUCCAAGUUCGGUCGAGGCGACGCAUCCUCGCCGGCCCCUGCCACCACUUUGGCGCAGAAUCAGCAGCAGAAUCAGGCGCAGGCGCACCACUCGACCCAGCAGCCUUUCCUCAACCCGGCGCUGCCACCUGGCUACAGCUACACGAGCCUGCCCUACUACACUGGCAUGCCGGGCCUGCCAAACACCUUCCAAUACGGCCCUGCUGUGUUCCCGGUGGCUCCUACCUCGUCAAAGCAACACGGAAUGAAUGUCGGCGCGUCAGCCACACCCUUCCAACAAGCUAGCGGCUAUGGUUCCCAUGGAUACAGCACUGGCUAUGAGGAUGUAGGCCAGGCUUCAGGGAGUGGGGAUUUCUGUAAGGGCGGAUACGGCAAUGCCGUGGCCGCCGCCGCCGUUGCUGCUGCUGCCGCCGCCGCCGCCGCCGCUCAAAACAAGCCGGCCAACUCCGUCAGUGGGCCCGCAGUCGGCGUGUCCGUGACGUCGAGCAACACCGGGGUACCUGAUAUUUCAGGUUCUGUUUACACAAAGACACAGCAGUCAUUUGAGAAGCAGGGUUUCCACACCGGCACGCCCACGCCGUCCUUCAGCCUCCCGUCGGCCCUGGGCAGCGGCGGCCCCAUCAACGCCCAGGCCGCCGCGGGCUACGCCCCGGCCCCCUUCAUGCACAUCCUGGCGCCGCACCAACAGCCCCACUCCCAGAUCCUACACCACCACCUGCAACAGGAUGCACAGAGCGGCAGUGGACAGCGCAAUCAGACCGCGUCCCUCCAGCAGAAGUCUCAGAUCAACAAAUCUGCGUACAAUAGCUACAGCUGGGGGGGGAACUAGCAUCCAGCGCCGGAGCCCCCUGGACCCCCCCCCCUCCCCCAACGUCCGCUCGCUCACAAGCAGAAGCUGUGAUUGAGCGGUCAGGCCUCAUCUUCUGAAAACCAACUCCUUGUAGGUUUCUUCCUGCUGAGUUCCCCUCCGCCUGUUUUCCCCCCAUCUACUCAUCCCCUUUGUGAGGAUGUGCCGGAAUGAAUUCAGGAAGGGGUAAAAAUGGUUAGCAAAACAUGUUAAGUGUUUGGGGAAUUUGUAUUCUUUUCAAUCCUGAACCAGCCCUUUGAAUUAAGCUGUAACAAAAUCAUUUCCUAAAGAGAACACGGUUUUCCAUAUGGUUCUUUGUUAUUAUGCUCUCGAUCAGCUAGCCCCCACCCCGUCUUUUUUUUUUUUUUUUUUUUUUAACCCCAUACUAAUUGGGAGGGAUGAAGUCAUGUGGGACGGUGGCCAUGGAGGGUUCGGUGCUGCUUUUUCUCCCCCCCCCACACCUCCCCUCUGCACAAUCUAUUCAUUUCCUUGAUUGUUUGGUUUCUCCCCCUCCUGCACCCCAUGUUUUAUGUCAUUUUUAAGUUGGAAGAAAAAUUCUCUAAAUUUGGAAGACUUGUGAAGUUUAUUUUUUACUAAAUAUAUAUAUAUAUAUAUAUAUAUAUAUAAAUAUAUAAGAGCUGGCUUGGAGUGAGGAUGUUUGUCAUGUGAUCGCGUGCAUGUUUGUACACAUAAAAGGAGUAAGGAGGGGUAGGUUGUUUGGAUAUAUUCCCCCCCCCCCCCCAGCACAGACUUUUCAAAGUGUAUAAAUUAUGUACAUUAACUGUUACCAUAAGAAUAUGUUGUCACAGAAGUUACUCAAUGGCCCCUCCUGAGACCAAUCUGCAGCCCGACCUGCCUUCCAAUGAUUUAUUAAGUAAUUUCUUUAACGUUUGGGAGACCUCCAUGCGCCACCAUCCCUUCCUGCACAUUUUCAAGGAAACCUUGCAGCAUCCAAUACUGAUGUACAAAAUUGUACUUUUUUUUUUUGUCAGUGAUUUUUUUUUUUUUUUUUGUACUGUGCAUUUUAAAAAAAAAUGUAAAUGGAAAAACUUGUCUUGUACAUAUAAACAAAGUACUGUAGUGCCUGUUUGUUUGCUUUACUCAGAUUCAUUGCAGAUCUUAUUAGACCUUUUGUUCCUUUUUUUAUUUUGUAAAAAUAUAUAAAUAAUAAAGAAGGUCAAAGACAUUUUCAUCAUUUUGAGGGAUGUUGAUGUCUUAACAAUCCGUAUUUUUGUUUUC
Molecule: messenger RNA, 5274 nt
Organism: Syngnathoides biaculeatus (alligator pipefish)
Lineage: Eukaryota; Metazoa; Chordata; Actinopteri; Syngnathiformes; Syngnathidae
Gene: ubap2l
Product: ubiquitin associated protein 2-like
Exons: 29
Coding region: 364-4017 (1217 amino acids)
Cellular component (GO): nucleus; cytoplasm
Molecular function (GO): protein binding
Source: RefSeq, a predicted model, not a curated record